AUGAGUAAAGGCGGAAGCUAUGGUGGUGGACAGAGUUCACUGGAUUACCUGUUUGGCUCCGGUCAGCCGGCAAAACCGCCGUCGGUUUCCCCUCCGGUUACCAGAGCACCUAUAGAUGAUGAUGACAGCAACACAAAAAAACCACCAAAAAGUCCUUCACAGAUUCUGGGUGUUUCCAAUAAUUAUCACAGAGCUCAAGGCCAAAACUUAGGCAACUUCAUUACUGACCGUCCGACGACGAAGGUUCAUUCACCGCCGGGUGGAGGCUCAUCUCUCGGGUACUUGUUUGGAGAAAAGUGA
This is a messenger RNA of Ilex paraguariensis (yerba mate), 300 nucleotides long. The record is from the annotation of a GenBank genome assembly. NCBI's taxonomy places the organism in Eukaryota, Viridiplantae, Streptophyta, Magnoliopsida, Aquifoliales, Aquifoliaceae.